AUCCGAUAGAAUAAAUACUCUAAGAAAACAAUACGACGCUUUUCUUGAGGAUGAUAAAAAGCGAAGGGAUCGUAAUGAAUAUAUUUUGGGGCGCCUUGAAGAAAUGCGAUCGCCUGCAGCUCUUGUCAAAGUAUAUCAUAAGGAAAGUGCACACGUAAAAGACAAUUGCUUGCCUAGUCGAAGAAUCCCAGACUACUUAAAUGACCCUCCAAGAAUGGGGGAACAUUUAAGAAAUUUUCAAAGUAAUACAAUCGCUCCAUCAGAUUGUCUCACGAAACAAUUUGAAUCAUCUAUAUUAAAGGAAAUUAGUAAAAAUUACAUACUUAUUCCAAAACUACAACCAAGCCAUUCAAGUGGUCUAACAUAUCUUAACCCUCCUACUGAAAAUGCUGACGCCGAUUGGAAAAGCAAGUACAAUAUUUUAAAUGAACUAAAGAAAAGUGAAAAAGAAUCUUUACCAGAUAAAGUAAGCGAUUUUAUUUUUGAAGACAAUCAAAAAGUAUCAUCUGAAGAACUGGAAGUUAAGCAACAAAAUAAAGUAAACGACGAUACAGCUAGAGCUGAUAAUUUAAAAUAUUGUAAUGUAAAAACCCCAAAAUAUGAAUUAAAUCCAAUUAAAAUGAAAGUUAAGAAACAAAAUAAAGUAAACGACGAUACAGCUAGAACUGAUAAUUUAAAAUAUUGUAAUGUAAAAACCCCAAAAUAUGAAUUAAAUCCAAUUAAAACGAAUUCUAACACAGUUGAAAAAGACUUCACCGACAGUACAGCAGAUUAUGAAUCUCAUGAUAAACGGGACGAUACUAGUCCAUCAAUCGAAUCUUCCAACAAACUCAUAUCGCAUUACAAAGAAUCUUACAAAAACGGUCAAUAUGCACCUACUACUGAUAAUAAUAUACACAAAUCAGAAGUUUCACAUCAGUUUGAGCCUAAUUUUGGAGUAAAUAGAAACUUAGAAGUGUACAAUAGUGUUGAAAAUCAUGAGAUUCCUCAAGAAAUAACAAAUAUGGAUAUUAACAACACAAAAAAUCAAUGGGAAGGAAAAAGCGAUGAACAACAUUUUGAUAAUGAAUCAUUUAAUCAAAAUAAUUCGGAACAUCUUAACCCAGAAUUUAAAGAAGAUAUUUCAUACAAUGAAAAAAUAGAUACUCGAAACGUAAGUGAGAACUUUGAUAUUAAUUUCUCAGGCGGGUUUCAGGAAAAUUCUAAAGUUGAAAAUGAGCCAGAACUCAAUAAUAUUCAAAAACAUGAUUUAAAAGAAGCCCCUAUUAAUAGUGAUCAAAAUACGAAUGCAGAAGUGAAUGAACUCGAAAAAGAACAGAGCGAAAUGUUUUACACGGAAAAUUCUGAAAAAUAUGAUGAAAGUAAUGUAGACAAUGUGGAAAAUAGCGUAGAUAAUGAAAACUAUACAAAUGAUCAAUACCCUUAUUAUGACGAAUCACAGCAGGAACAGCCAUACACAACUGAAAUUAAUGAACAUGAAGAAUCGACAGAGUGUUAUGAUCCCAACUACGACCAACAAUAUACCGAAAAUUAUGCCAAUGUACCUAAGUAUGACGAUCAGCAAUAUGAAGUUGAAAAUUCUUAUGAAAAUCAGCAGGAUACAAUAGAGUCCACUGUAAACUACGAAGAAGUGCCACCAAGCAAUGAUAAUGUUGAACAUUUAACAACUGAGCAUAAUAUGGAUAUCUCUUAUCAGAAUCAAGAAGCAACUGAAUACAAUUUAGAAAACGAGAAUUACGAAUCUCAAAAUUUUGAUACGAAUGCACAGGAAUAUUCAACAAUAGUUUCGAAUGAUCAAGGUCAAUAUGUAAGUGACCAAGAAUACAUUCAAGUGAAUACUGAACAAGAUACUGUUAAAGAAAUGGAAGAGGAACUAGAUGCAGAAGAUGGCUACAUAAAUAAUCAAAAUAAUACAUUAAAUGAUAACACACAGGAACCUAUUAGUACAAAUAUCUCAUCUAAUAAAAAUGAAUCUAGUUUGAAGGUGUCAUAAA
Nymphalis io (European peacock) is the source of this 1994-nucleotide messenger RNA. RefSeq lists its product as uncharacterized. The record is from RefSeq and is a predicted model, not a curated record. The transcript is spliced from 2 exons. Bases 104 to 1993 code for a protein of 629 amino acids. NCBI's taxonomy places the organism in Eukaryota, Metazoa, Arthropoda, Insecta, Lepidoptera, Nymphalidae.